UUGCCAUUUUGACGAGUUUUUGACAGCACGUCAAAAGUGACAGCGUUGAAUAAUAUGUUUAUGUGCCAAAAUGUUACAAAAAUAGCCGUACACUAGUAAAUUUGGUCGUUGUUUUGUGAAAAACUGUGCAAAAUGAGUGAAAAGGAGAGGAACUGUUCAAACGAAGCGGUGGAAAAAAUCAUAGGCAACAUGACAGCGGAAAUGCAAAAUGCAGAUGGUCAGUAUGCCCCCUUGGGUUUCACGCCGCCCCCGAGCGAGCCCCUGAACUGGACCCAGCCCCCUUACGUGAACAACUACUCGUACAACCCUGCCUCAGGCUAUGUACCUAUGCAACAAUUCGCAACCCCCUUCAAUUACAUGCAACAGCCCCACGCGUUCGACAUGAACGAAUACAAUAAGAAUUUGAAAUACAUGUACGAGCCGUUGCAAAAUGGGGGCGAUGGUGGCGUUUUUCGAAACGAAUUUAUCCUAAAUGCGAAUUUGCACCAAUCGGAGCCUUUGCCCCAGACCAGCAACCAUGCCCACUUGAUCGAGAAUUUGGUGGGCAAUUGGGUGCCCAACACCACAGGGACGUACUCGCCCUUUGGCAACGUCGAGCCGUUUAAGACUUUCGAACAAGAAAAUGAACAAAACUUAAUACUUGAACAACCCCUUGAAGAGAAACAGUUUAAUUUUUCUCGAACCAAUCGCAAGCCAAGAAUGGUGGCAGAGGUGAAACCAAUGCGCCCCAGCUACUCUGAUGUUCUGACAAAGGCUGUGCCCCCAAAUACGGCCAAACCAACCGUCACUAAAGACCCCAAAGUGAAGAAAGAAAGUGGCAAAAAGAACGGAAAAAUUGAGAAAACGCAAAAAGUGAAUUGUUCCUUGAACCGAAGCAACACGAACGCGGACAUUAAAGAUAUUCCAAUUUCGGAGAAAACCCAAUUCAUCAAAACCAGCGAUAAAGAUAAGCGUCCCAGAAGCACGCAACUGAACCGCAAGUGGGCCUCGCUUGAUAAUAUCAACGAACCCAUCAACAAUAUCAAGGUUGAUGAUGGUAAAAAGAAGAAGGAUGAGGUUACCAACAGUACGAAAAAUUUGAGCCAAAAAUCGAAUUUUCGAAAAGUUACCAAAAAUCCGGGGGAUUCUCCGGAGAAUGAAACUUUUGUGGGUAAGAAUAACGAGACGCUUUAUGUUAGCAAAAAUGGGCUGAAGAAGACGAGCAAGUUUAAUAAUUCGAGAACCAAAAAUUUGGAAGCUAAUGAGAGGCCACCAGGGAAGCGAAACCAACGGACUCGCAAGAGAGAAAAUCAAGUUUUUUUUGGAAUUGCUGGCCAAAAAUUGAAACAUUACUUGAAAGGAUGGUGGAAGAUUUUAACCGUUUUCUUCUUCUGGCUCAUUCACCUUAUCUCCGAUAUUUGCAGCCUGAGCGUUCACAUUAGCCGUGACAUGGGUUCGAAUUUUUGGCUUUGGUUGUGUGUCCAUUGGAACCUCUUUUUGGAUACGGUAGUGACCAUCGCCUCACGUAUUCGAAUAUUAUCGUGGAUUUGGGAGAAAUUCAAGAAACCUGAAAAACCAACAACUAAAGACAAUAAUCGCAGUUUUAUUCACAGUGGAUUACAGAAUAACAUUAAUAUGCCAACGACUGGCGAAGAAGCAAUGAAAAGACUUUUAGCAUGUAAAGGCAAGGACCCUUACAGUAUAUUGGGAGUUACUCCAACUUGUACUGACGAUGAUAUUAAGAGGUACUAUAAAAGACAAGCUUUUUUGGUCCAUCCUGACAAGAACCAACAACCGGGAGCCGAAGAAGCCUUUAAAAUAUUAGUUCAUGCCUUCGAUAUGAUCGGGGAACCGGAAAGAAGGGCCGCUUACGAUAAAGGUGUUGUGGAGUCCGUGCAAGUGGAGCAAGCCUGGAGUGAAUUAACGGAGCUUUUGGCCCAGCUGCAGCAAAAGGUUGAAGCAGCCGCUAACACAAUUCGGUGCAGUGCUUGCGGUUUACGUCACAAAAGAAUCAAAGUGGAUAGACCUUGUUACGCGGCAAGGAACUGUUCCUCUUGUAAAAUCCAUCAUUCGGCUCGAGAAGGUGACAUUUGGGCCGAAGCUCGCUGUUUCGGCUUUUUGUGGCAUUACUACGCUUGUAUGGAAGGCAGUGUGUACGAUAUAACGGAAUGGGCCGGUUGUCAAAAGGACAGUCUCAAACACCUAAGACCAGACUCGCAUCAAGUACAAUAUCGCAUCGCUUUAGGUAAACAAAAUAGUCAACCUCGUAGACACAGCGGAUCUCAGCGGAAUGAGAAACCACCCGAUCUCGAAAAUUUACUUAACACAUUGUACGGACAAACCGAUUGCAUGCAACAAGGACAGAAACGUAGGAGUAAAAAAGGAAAGUGAUUUGGCACUAGAUGCAUAAGUUGUGUAUUUUAUUUCGCUAUGAGUAUGUGCUAUCAAUUUAUAAAAUCAAUGCGCUUGAAAAAUAAAUCAUGUUUACAAAAAUUUGUUCCCAUAAAA
Molecule: messenger RNA, 2487 nt
Organism: Tribolium castaneum (red flour beetle)
Lineage: Eukaryota; Metazoa; Arthropoda; Insecta; Coleoptera; Tenebrionidae
Exons: 4
Coding region: 133-2370 (745 amino acids)
Source: RefSeq, a predicted model, not a curated record